ACCAGAAAAACAAUACCUUCUUGAAACGUAUCAACAUAAUUGAUUUAAAUAUUUUUCAUUAAUGAAACGAAAUUCCUCAAAAUAAUGCGCCACUAGUUAGAGACUAUUAUAAUUUUUAUAAAAAUAAUACUUUGUUUUAAAAAUUUUCUCACUUGGUUGCUCUAUUACAAACUACCAUUCAUCAGGCUUGUAUUGUUCUCGUCUUAAAAAUUGUUAAUACAAAUUUGUUUGUGAAAUAAAAUGAAAUUAAAUCAACUUGAUUCAAACACCAGGGCAAUUAUUAGCAUAGGAUAAUUAUCAUGCAGUUCCAUUUUGCUUUCUUUGUACCUUGGCACAUAUUUAAUAUGCUAAAAUUAUAAAUUUAUUGUUAUUUAAUUAUACAAGGAAUAUGAAAUCCACACCAAUGACGUCAUUAGAUUACAAGAUGAAAAACGUUAAAGUUAAAGAUAAUACUUGCAUAUGUUAUUGAGCCUGCAUUAUAUGAAAAGCAUUUUAUGUAUACAUAUAUAGAUAACGUUAGCAGCUUGUAUCGUGUUUGAAAGUUUUAAAUCAUUUUUCUUUUCUGCAAGUAAAACAAGUGAUUGCAUGACAGUGUUUUGAAUUUUGAACGCAGUAGGGAUAUCUCGGUGAACCGCAAGACAGGGAGUUUUCUUUUCCGUUCCAUAAACGAAAUAGCAUUUAUAGGUUAAGGAGCUUUACUUUAAAGAGAAAUAAUGGGCGUCAAGUGGGAUUUUACGGCUAUUUUCUUAAUUCUUAUUGUUGCAAUUCCAAGCAACAUGGGUCAAGGUUCAGAAUCUUCAGUCGAUUCUAACGUCGUAAAUUCAGAGGAGGAGGAGGAAGUUAUUGAAAUUGAAUCAGUUUUUGACCCUCCUCCACGGCCCAACAUACCCUGCAAAAGUGGCGAGACUUUUGACAAUAGAAUUGGACGAUGCAGGCUGGCCAUAGACACAGACACAGCAGUCCCAGCAAGCAUUAUAACUGGCCCCAAUCGUCAAUGCUCAGAUGGGCAAGUCUACGACCCGCGAACAGACUCAUGCCGAGAAAGUGCUGAAGAAAAAGCAGGUCGUCAGAAACAAGGAAUCAUAAUAACUGCCCCCGACCGCCAAUGCCCAGAUGGACAAGUUAAUGAUCCGCGAACUAAAACUUGCCGAGAAAAGUUGGAAGAAGCAGAAGAGGUGAUUGGAAUAGAAAUGGUAAAUAAAGUCGUGGUAGAUUCUCCAUCACGGGAUUCCAAGUCAUUAAAAUGCCCUAAUGGCGAGGUAUGGAAUGAAAGAUCAGGAUCGUGCCGGAAAAUAGUUGGCGGCGUCGGCUCAAAUGGUGGAGAGCUGUAGAAUACUUCACUUGUAUUAAUUUCAAAUAGAACGUUGUUUGUCGUUUUGAGAAGAUACAAUCUUCUAGUAUGUUUUUUUUUUUUUAUUAGGGUCAGGCCAAGACAAAGUCUUGUCGGCCUGUGCCCUUUAUUGGUGGUACAGAAGGCACCACCCAAUUAAUUUUUUAUUUUUAUUUUUGGGUUCAACUUUAUUUAAAAAAUCAUCAUUUUUUGCUGGCAUAUCCUUAAUUUUGGUCCACGCGAUGAUGUUGUUUCAAAUUUCUAAUUAUAACAAAAUUCUUUGUAUUUUCUUCAAUGUAGAAUGUAGUUUUACCCUACAUAGGGUUCAUUAAAGAAAAAAACUGCAAUUCAAUUUUUAUACUAAAUUUUAUUGCUUAUUGGCUAGCUAUUGUUAUAAAAUAAAAUAAAUUUAGUGUUAAUAUAAACAUUAUAAUCAUAUUUGGUAUAAAAAUAAUUUAAAUAAAAUUAAGAAAAAUAAAUAUAAUUCUAUACUCAAUUUUUUUGCAGGAGGGUAAAAUAAAAAUAAUCAAUGAGAAUUGUCCAUAUUUAGGACAUACACGUGACUAAUAAAGCGAGUUGUCUUUUUUUUUACUGAAAAAUAUUAUGCGCAUUUUGUUUU
This is a messenger RNA of Neocloeon triangulifer, 1949 nucleotides long. RefSeq lists its product as uncharacterized. The record is from RefSeq and is a predicted model, not a curated record. The transcript has 6 exons. NCBI's taxonomy places the organism in Eukaryota, Metazoa, Arthropoda, Insecta, Ephemeroptera, Baetidae. The coding region runs from base 714 to 1331 and encodes 205 amino acids.